AUGGGUUCAAAAGGCUUCACAGGUGCCCCUUUUUGGACUCAACAAGCCAGAUUUGAUGUAUCAGCCAUUUAUCCAAAUUGCAAGAAGCCCAAUACUUACCUCCAGGCCCCAUACUGUAAGAGUGUCUGUUCAAAUUUGUCCCGAAAAUUAGGACCGGGCACCUACGUGAUCGAUGAUGGAAGCUUCAGCUCCACUGCCUUAAAGAAGAGAGCAUCAAGCUCUAGCUGGGCCAAGGCUCAGGAAGCGGCUAGACUCACCGAAAUGCCACAUUUUCAAUUUAAAGAAAUAUGCCAGCAGGAGAAAGCUCGGAAAAGAAAACUGGGACCUGGGACUUACAAUCACACAGAUUUUCUGCAGCUCAUGGAAAGUAAGCCACGCAGUAUUAGAGGAAUUUGUGAUACUGGAGCAGUAAGAUUUAAAGACUACAUGAGGGAAUGUUAUCCUGGCCCUGGCACCUAUGGAAAUCCUUAUGUCAAACUACAAGAAAGGGAACAAACCCCAGUCACUGAUUUAGGAAUAAUGGAUAGUAAAACUCCUAAACAAUUCACCUUGAUCCAUGCGGGAAGCGGUUUGGGACCUGGUACUUACAAUAUCAAAAAUAGUAUGGAUGAGAUGUUGAAACGUGUGGUCAGUAUUCGAGGUCCCUAUGAAACCUUCACUGGCAACAGAUCAAAGCCUAUGGUUUCUGGACAUUUUGCUGGUGAUAGAAAAACGUCUGAGCUGUCUGGUUGCAAUAUCAAAUCCUUCCUGGAUGAACUGGAGACAAGGGAGAAAAAGAAACAUGGUGUUUUUAGUAAAUUUUCACGGGAUCCUGAAUACCCAACUGAACGGAUCUUCUGGUCCAAAAUUGGCAUGUUUCAACGUGAACAAUUCCAAACAGGACCAGGCUCCUAUGACAUAAAGCCCAUUAAGAGAAUAGAAUAUAAAAACCAACCACCGUUCUGGAUUGGUGCAAAAAGAUUUGACCGAAGAGCAUAUCGUCUCUGUUUUGGAAUUACGAAUCCUGUCGGUGUUGGGCGCUAUGACACCACAAAGCAUGAGAAACAUUCAAAGAAGUUGAGAUACCGUUCCCUUUAUAUGAACGAAACACAACGUUAUCUUAGUAACUUGGAAAGGGACAAGUGUUUACAGGAGAGGAUCACUCCUGUUAAUAAAGGUCGCCAGAGCAACCCAAACUCUGCCUAA
Thamnophis elegans (Western terrestrial garter snake) is the source of this 1185-nucleotide messenger RNA. It is a transcript of the gene CIMAP2, whose product is annotated as lymphocyte expansion molecule. Lineage: Eukaryota; Metazoa; Chordata; Lepidosauria; Squamata; Natricidae. Bases 1 to 1185 code for a protein of 394 amino acids. The transcript has 10 exons. The record is from RefSeq and is a predicted model, not a curated record.